CUAUAACCUCAUCAUCGACAUCAUCGUUACAUCAAAGCCUUUAUAGUGACCAGUGUUCACCUCUUCUCAUAUGUAUGCUAAAAGUACUCUCAUAGUACUCUCAUGGAAAACAUAGGCACCUCAGAACUUUCACACCAAUCUCAAAACCAAAACAAGAAUCUUCCCAUGAUGCCCUAUGAGAAGAGAGUGAUGAAGAUUCCAAAAGUAGGAAAAAAGAUUGAGAAAAAGUUUCUUGGGGUUAGACAAAGACCUUCAGGAAGAUGGAUUGCUGAGAUCAAGGAUUCCUCACAGAAACUAAGGCUUUGGUUAGGAACUUUUGACAAAGCAGAAGAAGCUGCCAUGGCUUAUGACUGUGCUGCAAGGCUUCUUAGAGGGAGAAAUGCCAAAACAAAUUUUCCAAACCCUGGAAUCAUGAACACUCAUGAACAAGAUUAUUACAGCAUUUUGGGCAAGAAUCCAAGGUCUUACCAACUUCUUAAACAUGCAGUUAUGAAGAACCAUGCACUUUCAGCAUCUCUUUAUUCCACAUUCAUGCCCUGGAAAAACCAGAUCAUGAUGAGAGAUGAACAUGACAUCCUUGUUGAAGAAACUGUAGUUUGUUCCAUUCCCGAACAAGGCUCUGCCUGCUGUGGAAUUUCGUAUGGAAGUUCUAAGGUUUAUUCUUCUGUUGUUGUAGCUCCUUCUUUCGGUGUUUCUUCUCAUGAUGUAACCCCCUAAGAUAGCAUGUCUUGUUGCAAUUAUUUCUUUUUAUGUCUUUCUUGAACCCUAUUUUACUUCACAAACAGAUAUCUGGUUAUCUUCACUACAUAUAUGAUAAUUAUGAUAUCUGUUACAUAUGCAUGCUAUCACCAGAUGAUGAUGAUGAUGAUA
This is a messenger RNA of Vigna unguiculata (cowpea), 870 nucleotides long. RefSeq names its product ethylene-responsive transcription factor SHINE 3-like. The record is from RefSeq and is a predicted model, not a curated record. Gene Ontology annotation, biological process: regulation of DNA-templated transcription. Gene Ontology annotation, molecular function: DNA binding; DNA-binding transcription factor activity. Lineage: Eukaryota; Viridiplantae; Streptophyta; Magnoliopsida; Fabales; Fabaceae.